Molecule: messenger RNA, 3775 nt
Organism: Cyclospora cayetanensis
Lineage: Eukaryota; Apicomplexa; Conoidasida; Eucoccidiorida; Eimeriidae
Exons: 3
Source: RefSeq, a predicted model, not a curated record
AUGGAUCAUUCCACUAGAAAGGACGCACUGCUGGGGACAAGCGAAAACACCCCUUCGCUUGCGGGUCCACUGGCAGAGGCCACCAGUCGAAUACUUUCGUUUUUGUCACACUCACAAUUAAGGCAGCAGCUGGAGUGCCAAGUACGCUACUUCCUUGCAGGAAAGCUGCUGAAUUUUACGGGCUAUGGGGAGCUUUCAGGUGAAUAUGAGGUCGCACCACAAACAUCACCGUCCAAGAUUCUUGUGGGCAACUUUUCACUGCGGCCUUUUGGCACUGUCUCAAUGACCUUAGAGGGGCAACCACGGCUGAAAAAUAGCCUCGCAUUCAAGGCAACGGUGUCCAUCGUUCUCGCGUGGCUGAACACUCACGGGCUUGUUCACACAGCUGGUGUACUGUGUCCAGAGGCGGCAAUGCGCGACACUGACGUGCUGUCAGAGGACGAAUGUGUAACCGUUCUACACCUACCAGAAGCGCUCCUUACAUCUUUGCAAGCUUCUACCGCAUCUGAAACUCAUUGGUCUUUGCUUGAUCAUUUGGUGGCUGCUGCUGCCCAAAACAAUACUCAUAUUAAAGCCCCCAGGGCAUCGCGGUCACCAAGAAGCUGCAACAGUGCAGCAGAUGCAGGUGAACUUCGAAAAGCAAGUGUUGGAGCAGAAGUCAGCAGAUCGCAAAGGAUUCCUCGUAACUUCUGCGAAGUGGGCAGUGCACAAGGCACCUGCUUCAGAUACGCGCCAGUAGCCCGAGCUCUCACAGGGGGAGCUUUCAAGAGGGCCUCUUCCCGCAAACUUUUUCAUGAGCCAAGAUGUACCUCCAUCCGUCCAUCCCGUCCCAACCUUGUUGCUUGCGUAGGCAAGCCAAACUGUAGUAACACAAUCCAGUUGUGGCAAGAAGAAGCAAGGACUCACUUUCAUCUUCUAGAGGCACAUUUAAGAGGCAUCGAGCUACGGGCUUCCUCUGAGAAGCUUUUGGUGGCCAACUUAGAAACCCGUCAAGCGAUUGGCCAGCGCCUUGCCUCUUUUGAGUAUGAGCAUAGACAGCGCAUACGGCGGUUACAAAAGUCACUGGAUCAAGCAACAGAAAUUCGGAAAGGUGUGAUAGGAGAGUCUAUGCGCCAAGCUCAGCUCGUGAUUCGUGAGGCUCGGCGGAGACUACGGCUCCUGAUUCGCCGGCAGAAGAGGGCUGAGGAGGGUCUUGCUUCUCGCGCGAGAGACGUUACCGAGAGGGAGCAGCGUGUUUUUGAAAAGGAGGCGCGCUUAUUGAGAUACGGGCUCCCGAAAAUGGUAUGGGAGAAUGCAGUAGGGCAAUGCGAAGAGCAUAAUGAGCUGCCCCAGAGUAGCGGUAGUCCUCCAUUGCAGCUCUUGAGAGCAAACCAACAGACAGAUAUGCUGGAUGGUCAGCUGCAUGGUUGCAGCGUUUCUUAUGGAAAGUACUCUGAAUCUCAGCUCAAUGGCGAGCAUGGAGCAGGUAAAGAGCCAUUUGCCUUAGUGCACCAAAGCCCUAGUCACACGCACUCGCCUGAAAAAAGUAGUAUCGAGCAACCUGCGGCAAGGAUACUUAAGGAAUACGAGUGCCGUGUGAUGCGGCUCACAGAAAAGCUGCAGCGGAGCUCUGACCAAAUAAGGAACAAGGAAGCGGAGUUUACGCUUUUAGUCGCAGAGCUUGAAUCAGCCAGACAAAAAAACGCCGAGGCACAAAAACGGAUAAAACGAAUGCAAAGGCGCUAUGAAGCAGCACGCUCUCUCUGUGCACAGCAAAAGUACUUGGCAACUUCGUUGCUGAUCCCCCGGAAUUCCGAGGGCCUUGAUGUAGAGCCUACACUCGACGCAUCACCACAAAAUCUCACUGAUGCAUCCGAAGAACGGGAUGGUCUGUUGAAAAUCAAGGCAAUGCAUUCGGAUGUAACGUGGAACGGCAAAACUGGGACAGAUGCGUGCCUGGUGCUUCAGAACAGCGGCCUCGACGCUGCAGAAGAAACUCUACAGUACAAAGCCAUUCGCCCAUGCGGGGAUUCUGAUGCUGUAGAAAUCUUUAUGGACUUUCAUGGGUGCCCAUGCAAUGCAGCAUCGCAAAGCCUGGAAGUGACAAAAUCCCAGCCAGACCGCGCCACAGCAAAGGCAGACCUAGCCGAAUGUAUGCCCCAGGGACUGUUCCACAGCUGCCGCUGCCAUGCCUCUGUGAAGCAAGCACUUGGGUAUCCUUGUCGUAAACAGUGUUGUUGUUCGAGUAGGCUUCAUGACGGGGUCAUCAAGACGGCUGACACCACACAGGGAAUAAUAUCAUCCCCAUUGUCCCUGAACAAGUAUGAGAUAGCAAGUCAGAUGCCUACAAAGGCCGUGCAUUCUUGCUGCAGUUCAUUGAAAGGAUGCCCACCAACAUUGGAUCCCUCCCACAUCAAGGUGCAGUCAGCUACGCCAGCCGAUGGCGUGGGGGGAGGAAUGCAUUCAUGCGAUGAUACCCAUCACUGCCGCGCACCUGCAUCGGCUUCCUGCACUGUAAGUCCCUCUAAAUCACCAAUGCGAUCUCAGGAGAGCCUUUGUAAGUCAACGUCACUGUUGAGCCACACGGGUUCAGCUUCUGAAGAGACCCCACAAAUUGCAGGUCAAUGUCAGAUGACUAAGGGUAGUUGUAGUAUGGAAGACGGUGACCGGGCCAGCCUGUCUCCCAGCUCGGUUUCCGGCGAGGACAACCGUGGCACUUCUCAAUCUCGGGUAACUAAAGAGAAUGUACCCAGCACUCGAGCAGUAUCCCCCAGGUUCUUUGACCGUUCCACAGCUUGCAGAGUGACUGGCUCUGGGGGACGAAAGCCUUGCAGCAUAGGGUGUGGAAAGGUCCUUUCUCCUGUCGGUGACGUUUUACGAAGCCAAGACGCAACAGCCUCAAGUAAUUCUCAGAGGUGUGUUACAAUCAGAACAGCCCAAAGAGUCUCUCCCGAAAGCAAAAUAAUAUCAGUGAUCCCUGUUGAGGAGAACAGCAUGUAUCCUGCGAACAAAACGAACUCAAUGCACGUGACGCAAGACACGAUGAGCACGAAAUACACCUCCGCGACUCCUGUGAUUGCGAGUGGUACCACACAACAUAGCGCAGUCAAGACCCCUACUCCCCCAAUAGAAAGCCCUUUGCGUGUUGGGCUAAAUUCGUGUGUAGGCCGUACAACGAAGGCCUGUGUGCCGUCAGGCAGUUCGCCCGUGGCUGCCUCUGUGCAGAGUAUUUCUUGUGCACCAGUUGGGAUUGACAGCCAAACUUCAGUUCAGCACUCCCAGUUAGCGUUAAGUGAACGGGAGGAGCAAGUUCCCCUUUCCCCUGAACAAAGCCCUUGGGGUGAAGCAUCUAUUGCGUCUUCCCUUCCCGGGUCCCCUGAAGUCCUUUCAAACUACCCUUCUUUCGCCUGUCCUGUAGCUGCCACCCCCGAGGGAGCUGUUGCACUGAAUAGCUCUGACAUGUGCCCCGGCGGAUGUCCCACCGUGCUGGGAAGGCAGGCUGCCUUGGACGACAGUGCAAAUUCCUUUUCCCCUUCCGAGCACGACUGGUUAGCUUGUGACACUACGCCACUACCUCACUCCGCUAUGCACUCACCCAAAGGCAAAGUAGAAUUAUGUGUCAGUACUAAAAGCACCUUCAAGAGACCACCAGGGAGUGCUGGAGCAUUCUGCUGCAUUCAGUCCGGCGAGCGUGCCUUAUUGGCAGCUUGGAGACGAGACAUGGCAGAUGGAGGAGUAAGCAUCUGUGGAAAGUUGAAAAGGCUUAUACAGAGAGAUUUUGCAGCAGAGAAUCAAC